Molecule: messenger RNA, 1357 nt
Organism: Zalophus californianus (California sea lion)
Lineage: Eukaryota; Metazoa; Chordata; Mammalia; Carnivora; Otariidae
Gene: GATC
Product: glutamyl-tRNA amidotransferase subunit C
Exons: 4
Coding region: 63-473 (136 amino acids)
Biological process (GO): mitochondrial translation; regulation of translational fidelity; glutaminyl-tRNAGln biosynthesis via transamidation
Cellular component (GO): mitochondrion; glutamyl-tRNA(Gln) amidotransferase complex
Molecular function (GO): glutaminyl-tRNA synthase (glutamine-hydrolyzing) activity
Source: RefSeq, a predicted model, not a curated record
CGUCACUCCUAAGUGCGUCGUCGGCUUUACGUGAGGACGCACUACGGCGGCUGAAGAGAGAAAUGUGGGCGCGGGCGGUGAAGCUGGGCCUACGGUCCUGGGUGGGCUGGCGCCGGGGCUUCACCUCCAAGGCGGAUCCUCAGCGUAGUGGCAGGGUCACGGCCGAGGUGAUCGAACACCUGGAGCGUCUAGCCCUUGUGGACUUCGGCAGCCAAGAGGCUGUAGCACGGUUGGAGAAAGCCAUCGCCUUUGCCGACCGGCUCCGCGCCGUGGACACGGACGGGGUAGAGCCCAUGGAAUCAGUACUGGAGGACAGAUGUCUAUACUUGAGAUCUGACAAUGUGGUAGAAGGCAACUGUGCUGAAGAACUACUACAAAACGCCCAUCGAGUUGUGGAGGAGUAUUUUGUAGCCCCCCCAGGUAAUAUCUCUUUGCCAAAGCAGGAUGAACAAGAGCCUUUUUCACACAUCUGAGUAGCUAUUCUGGGAAUGGGUACCCUAUGAACACGUGGAAGCCCAAAGAUAGUAUUUUGUUACUGUGAACAGUAAUGUUCCAACUUUCUUCAGUCACCUGAAAAAAAACUGAUGGUUAAGUAUUUUUUAAUAACUCUCUGAAGACAAAAUUGGGAAAUAAUCUAGCCAAAACAAGGCAGUGAGUUCCUACUGCUACUGGAAGAGGUAUUGUUACUUUCCAAGUAUUUAUUCACAGACUGUUCAGUAUGUAAGAUGUUAUCCUCCUUUAUCUCCUCUAGAGACUAUCUACCAAACUGCACUUAAGUGAAUUUUUCUGUUGAUGUAACUAUUAGACAGUGCAUCUGAUCACUAUGUGACAACGUGUGUUGUACUUUUUAGUUGCUGUUUCUGUCAAUCCAAGAAACCUUGUAUCUUUACCAAACAAAUUCAGAUUUGUCCCUGGGUACCUACUUUGUUCCCAGCAGAAGGCUAACUUUCUCCUAAGGUGUGAAGAGUAUUCAAAGUAGACUCUACAGCUUGCGAACUCCUAACCUACAAUCAUCCACUAUCCCACAAAGUGAUUACAUGCAAAAGGGAUGCCAGCCACAGCUAUAGUUUUUCUUGAAAGAACCUAUGUCAAAAAUAGCCCUGGGGAUAGCUAAACAGUACUGUACUGUACACUAAAAAUUUGCCAAGAGGGUAGAUUUUGUAUUAAAUGUUCUUACCACAAAUAAAUCUUGAGUAGGGAAGCAACUUUGGGAGAUGAUGGAUAUGUUUAUAGCCUUGAUGGUGGUGAUGCUUUCAUGGAUACACACUUAACCCCAAACUCACUGAGCUGUAGAGAUUAAGGAAGUACAACUUUUUACAUGUCAAUCAUACUUCAAUAAAGUGGCUCUUUAAAAAAA